This is a messenger RNA of Formica exsecta, 2890 nucleotides long. It is a transcript of the gene Mocs1, whose product is annotated as molybdenum cofactor biosynthesis protein 1. The coding region runs from base 335 to 2011 and encodes 558 amino acids. The transcript is spliced from 8 exons. NCBI's taxonomy places the organism in Eukaryota, Metazoa, Arthropoda, Insecta, Hymenoptera, Formicidae. Gene Ontology annotation, biological process: Mo-molybdopterin cofactor biosynthetic process. Gene Ontology annotation, molecular function: metal ion binding; 4 iron, 4 sulfur cluster binding; GTP 3',8'-cyclase activity. The record is from RefSeq and is a predicted model, not a curated record.
UGUGCAUCAGGCAUGACAGGUGAUUGAUCAGGACUAAUGGAAGGAUGGUUGAUAUCGGUCACUAUCAGUUGAUAUCAAUUGACAUUCAAUGAGGCAUAAUUGAAAUUGUGAUAUAGAAAAAAAGCAAAAAAUGACUGAUUAUUUCGAAUCGUUAAGAGCACGUGAUUUAAUUAUCCUUGACGUAUCAGAAGAUUACACAUUGGGAUGCAUAAUAAUACACAAAAGGAUACGUAAUAUACGACCAUAUUACAAGUGACGUAACGUUUUUAAGGAUUCUCUUGUUGUUUCUUUUUUUCUUCUCUCCCAUUAUAUACUUUUAGUGUAUAUUAUAUAAAUGUUUCGAAAGUGCAAUUUCGUCAAGCGACUUUACGGUGUUGCAAAUGCAUCAACAGAGAUUGCCGCAGUUGCAGAGACCUCGACUCGAUUGCAGCUGCUUAGAACAAGAUUGCAAGAGGAUGAACAGCAUGGAAUACUUACAGAUACAUUUGGGCGUAAACAUACGUACCUCAGGAUAUCUGUCACAGAGCGCUGCAAUCUUCGCUGUACAUAUUGCAUGCCUGCAGAAGGCGUUAAGUUGACCAAGAAAGAAAAUAUUUUGAGAACAGACGAGAUAAUACAGAUAGCUGAUCUUUUUGUCAAGGAAGGAGUACGAAAAAUACGUUUGACUGGUGGUGAGCCCACAGUUCGUAAAGAUAUUGUUGACAUUGUUGGGCAACUGAAACAAUUGGCAGAUUUAGAACAGAUUGCAAUCACAACUAAUGGUUUGACUCUGACUCGUCAGCUGCCAGCUCUCCAAAGAGCAGGAUUGGAUGCAUUGAAUAUAUCACUGGACACUUUGAGAGAGGAGCGCUUCGAGAUAUUUACUCGCAGGAAAGGUUGGAUGAGAGUUAUGGCUUCUAUAGAUCUUGCUGUUCAGCUUGGUUAUAAUCCUGUAAAAAUCAAUUGUGUGAUAAUGCGAGGACGGAAUGAUGAUGAAAUAAUUGAUUUUAUCGAUUUCACAAAAGAACGCCCUAUCGAUGUACGUUUCAUAGAAUAUAUGCCAUUUCAAGGAAACGAAUGGAAAGAAAAUAAGAUGGUUUCUUUCGACGAGAUGAAAAGAAUAAUCCGAAAAAAAUAUCCAGAUUUCCAAGCUUUGCCGAAUCAGCCCAACGAUACGUCCAAGGCCUAUCACGUGCCAGGAUUUGUAGGGCAGGUUGGAUUUAUUACAUCCAUGAGCCAACACUUUUGUGAUUCGUGCAAUCGCUUAAGAAUAACAGCAGACGGAAAUUUGAAGGUAUGUUUAUUUGAAGGAAAAGGUGAAGUCUCGCUUAGAGACGCUUUGCGAAAUGGAGCUUCGGAAGACGCACUUAAGGAUUUGAUAAGAAAAGCAGUGUCGCGGAAAAAGAAGCAACACGCAGAUAAUCAUAUAGAGAAAUUUUAUCACAAAAUGCACAAGUACAAAAUGUAUAACGUCGCAUCGAUGCGAUAUAAAUAUUUACCGUAUACGUCUAUGUACCUUAAAAAUAAUGCUAGUAUUAGAAUGUAUUCAUCAUUAUCGCACAUAGAUGAGGCCGGUAAAGCAAAUAUGGUAGAUGUCGGAUGGAAGAACGAUAGUAAACGCGUGGCAAUAGCGAGAGGUUUCGUCAAGGUAGGUCCUAUUAUCAGUAAUCUGAUUGCGGAGAACAAUGUGAAGAAAGGUGACGUGUUAUCGGUGGCCCAAUUGGCCGGUAUCAUGGCAGCGAAACGUACCUCCGACCUUAUCCCCCUGUGUCAUCCGCUCGCCUUGUCUUACGUAAACGUAUGUCUAAGAUUGAACGAGGAAUUACACAGUGUAGAAAUUAUAUCAGAGGUCAGAUGUACCGGUAAGACGGGUGUCGAAAUGGAAGCUUUAACCGCCGUGAGUAUAGCGGCGCUUACAAUCUACGACAUGUGCAAAUAUGCAGCUACUCCUGGUACAAUGCAAAUACAUGGUAUAGAAUUGAUAUCAAAAACGGGUGGUAUAAAGAGUAACUUUGCAAUAGACAAAGAGUAAACAAUUUAUUUUUAUCCCAUCGAUGAAUUAUGAUGCAUUUUGCCGUGUUUCUAGCAUUUUAAAUAAUACAGAACAGUAUGUAUACAAAAUGUACUAAAGGGCUCAAAGACGCAAGUAUAAAAGCAAGGAGUUAUUAUGAAUGUUUAAAUUGUUUCGAAUAUUUAUUAUUUGAUUUUUAUAAUGUUGUAUUUUUAUAGUUUAUUUUAUUGCAUAAUAUUUUACUAUAUAUAAUAUACAAAAUUUUAUAUAUAUCUUUCAUAUGUAUAUAGAUAGCUAUAACGAAAUAAUUAUAGCAUUAUAUUAUAUAGAACAGAAUUCUUUUAAAUUCUGAGUAUAUGUAUCAAAAGAAUAAUCAAUCUUGCAUAAUUAUUAAUUUCGAAACGGAUGCAUACAUUUUAUCGGAGAACUAUUUUAAUAUAUUUUUAUAUUUAUGCGCUAGUGAUUAAUGCAAAGAUAGUUUAUUAUUCGAUUAUACGAACCAGCAUAAUAUAUAUAGAAUAACGAAAAUUUCAAUGAAAUAUUUAAUAAUUUUUCAAAUUUAUUUUUUCAUAAUUUAAACAGGUUCUCAUAUAAUGAUAGUCAAUCCUAAUAGAUGUAAGUGAGAAAAGCCUUAGAUUUAUACAAAAAGAUAGUAAAAAUUACGAAUGAAACAAUGUGCUUCCGCAUGUAUUAAUCAAUGUAGAAAUAUUUUUACAUAAAUAAAAAAUGUAUUUGUGUUAGUUUAAACAAAUGUACACAUAUAUAUUUGUUUGGAUUAAAAACGGAGUUAGCUGAAAAAUUACUGUGAUUAUGUACAAAAUCAGAGAUAAAAAUAAUCAUAAGAGUAAAUAUUUCAUACAUAUUGUUAUGUAAAAAAUUGGAAAAGAAAUUGAGAGCGAA